CCCAAUCCCAAGUAGUCAACUCUGGUAUAGUCAAAAUUAAUCAUCUGAGUUGUCUCCCUUCCCUUUGAAACUCUUAAAAGCAACACCCACUCCCACUCUGUUAAUGUCUCUCUCGCUGGAUAAUUAUUAGCAAAAAAUCCCCAUUACCAAAAUUCAGGAGAGAGAAAUUCCUCUGUCCUUUAUAAUGCAGACUACAACAGUUAGAGUUGCGAAUUUAUCAGAUCUAGCUACUGAGAGAGAAAUUUAUGAUUUCUUCUCGUUUUCUGGUGAUAUUAACCACAUUGAGAUCCAACGUGAAUCAGCUAACUCGAAGACGGCAUUUGUUACUUUUAGAGAAGAGAAAGCUCUCGAAAUUGCCUUGCUGCUUUCGGGAGCAACUUUAGUUGACCGCAUUGUGACUAUAUCUCUUGCAGAAAACUAUGUCGCAAAACCCGAGACGGAAGUAAGAAUAGUCGAAAAUGCUGUGAGCACAGCACAUGUUGAAGAUGCGUCCACGAAUGCUGAGGCUAAAUCUGGCAAAGCAUAUGUUAAUAAAGCACAAGAGGUUGUUUCCAGUAUGAUAGCUAAAGGUUCUGCCAUAAGGCAAGAUGCUGUGAACAAGGCUAAAGCUUUUGAUGAGAAGCAUCGGUUGACAGCUAAUGCAUCUGCCAAGGUCAGUUCCUUUGACAAAAGAGUUGGACUCACCGAGAAGCUCACAGUCGGCAUUUCAGUUGUUAAUGAGAAAGUGAAGUCUGUGGACCAAAGGCUUCAAGUCUCUGACAAAACAAUGGCAGCCCUGCUUGCAGCAGAGAGGAAACUAAACGAUACAGGAUCAGCUGUCAAGUCAAGCCGGUAUGUAACUGCAGGAGCAGCAUGGUUUAAUGGUGCUUUUAGCAAGGUUUCAAAGGUCAGUCAUGUUGCUGGCUCGAAAACUAGACAGAAGUUCAACACAGCUAUGUCAAAUCUUACGGCGAAGGAUCCAAUAGCUGCAUAGCCAUAGCCAAAAAAAUCCUGGACUACUUUGAGUAACCGAAGCUGGUAUUCUCAGUGCAUGAUAUCCCCAGUCCGGUCGAUCUGCAAGCAUAUUCCGAAGUAAGAUGUCAUUUUUGGAGUCAGAUAUUGAAACAUUCUUAAGAUGCUGCAAUGGUGCGCCUUUGAAGCGUCGUCCCGAAGAAUAUGUCAUCUUGUUUGUUCUCCAGGUAAAAAGUACCAGGAGUAAGGUUGUGUCAUGUGUGAUCUUUGUUUUAUUAAAACCGAAGUUUUGAUUUGAAAUAUAUAUAUUUGUAAUUCUUUGUCAACAACAACACUAUUCUUUAUGACUUUAUAGUUGAUUUUUAAUGGUAUCGCAUGUUAUGUUUGUGUAUAAUUUACAUUCAAAUGGGUUGUUUAGGUUUGACCAAAUCUUGCAAUAUUUAAAUAUGAGAAGCUUUCGUGA
Messenger RNA from Spinacia oleracea (spinach), 1414 nucleotides. Its product is annotated as binding partner of ACD11 1. The transcript is spliced from 8 exons. Bases 185 to 973 code for a protein of 262 amino acids. Gene Ontology annotation, molecular function: RNA binding. The record is from RefSeq and is a predicted model, not a curated record. Lineage: Eukaryota; Viridiplantae; Streptophyta; Magnoliopsida; Caryophyllales; Amaranthaceae.